Lolium perenne is the source of this 1588-nucleotide messenger RNA. RefSeq lists its product as uncharacterized. NCBI's taxonomy places the organism in Eukaryota, Viridiplantae, Streptophyta, Magnoliopsida, Poales, Poaceae. The record is from RefSeq and is a predicted model, not a curated record.
GAUCCGCAUCUGGACCUCUCCAUCUCUUUCUUCUCCCAUGGCCGAGUCUGCAUUUCGGCUGUGGAAGGACCUCCAUGGAGAUCUCCUCACCGAGAUCGCCCGCCGCUUACCAUGCCCCGUCGACCGCCGCAACAUGUUGAUGGUGUGCCACGAUUGGUGGCUCGGUGUCCGACAACCCCAGCUCCCGCGUCAACUCCCGUGGCUCCUCCUCCCGGAGACCACCACUUCUCCUGUCCCAUCGCCGUGCAGAAUGCGGAGGGUAUCCUUUUAUUGUGUCAUCAGCAACGGAGAAACCCACAACCUCCGCAUCGGGGAAGACACUGGAAAUUCCCGCUUCUUCGGCUGUUAUGAUGGUGGUUGGCUCAUGCUCGCCCGUGGCCAGACCAACGGCCACAUGCUCCUCAACCUCCAUAAGGACCAGCGCUUAUUCCUCCCCAACCACGUCUAUUGUGUGGCAUCCGUGGCCAUGGGAGGGGGUGUACGGGCAGCCAUGUCCAUAUCCAUCUUGGCCGCUACGUUCUCUUCCCCACCGGAGCGGGACACGCCGUGCUUCGGCGCUGCCAUCAUCGACUCGCCAUGUUCGACCCGUUGCCCUCAACUUGCCUUCUGGAGCAUGGAGGUGGCCAAUGUUCGUCCUCCGGCGGCCAUGGGGUUCAUGGAGACAUUAUGUGGAUCGUCGUCCCGACUCGAGGAUGUCAUACAUCACAAAGGAGCUUUCCAUUUCCUCAGCAAUUUGGAGCAUGUCGUCGUGUACGACAUAUCCAAGCUCAAAGAAAAUGAAAGAGGUACGGGUGCGUGUUUGGGGAUAAAUGCACACCACUAUGAGUACUUGGUGCAGGGAGGACCUCGCAGCUCCAGAUCUAUCAGGGGUCGCUACCUCGUGGAGUCCGAUGGGGAACUGCUGAUGGUCGUGAGAUUUGUGGGAGAUCAUCCUAGAUGGUCCCCGCACACAGGGGGGUUCCAGGUGUACCAGGCGACGCAGAGCCUCACCGGCGCCGGCCUGGUUCAGCACGCCUGGACCGAGCUGCAUUCGCUCGAUGGAAGGAUGAUGUUCGUUGGGCGGGGAUGCUCCAGGUCCUACAACGUGGCUGAUUUCCCCGGCUCUAGCUUUGGAGAGGGCAUCUACUUCUUUGAUGACAGGAACUCCAACGACAUAGCCAUGAUGUCCCUGUACGCGCAUGUGACACCCCGGCGGCGGUACACCACCAGUGACAACGGGAGGUGCCGGUGGGUGGAGGGGGAGCCGCGCGUCCAAGUCUUCCGACGCUGGUUCACGAGGAAGAAAUUUUCGGAUUACUCGAACCCGAUGUGGUUCCUCCCGUGAUGCCGUCAUAUGCAGGUUUCAGUAAUGUGUUGUUUCACUGCUGGAGCUUAAAGACUUGCUGUUCUCGGUUGCUGUAUAAUUCAUGUACUAUUUUCUGGCGCAUGGACUAUUAUCAGAUUUCCAGAUUUAGUUGGGAAUAGCCUGAAUGAAUAAUUAGUUGGUGCACACAUGAGCUAUUAGGUGAAGCGCGUCACAUCCUCGUUUUGUAUCACCGGAUAAAAAUAGCAAGUGUUGCUAUGUGUGUAUAGAGCAACAACUUUCCUA